AUACGUUGCAACUUGUACGGCUGUAGUAAUACGAAUAACAUCAUUAUAAAACACCAAAACAUUAAAUAAAGGACGAACCAUUUCAAUUCGUUCUUUUGUUCACAAAUCAAAUCAUAAUUCCCACUUUCUUCUCCCCUACUCUCUCACAUGGCUCAGAAGGUGGUCCUCAAAGUUCUCACCAUGACAGAUGACAAAACAAAGCAAAAAGCCAUUGAAGCAGCUGCAGAUAUAUAUGGUGUUGAUUCCAUAGCAGCUGAUCUGAAAGAUCAGAAGCUGACGGUGAUCGGAGAGAUGGACACGGUGGCAGUGGUGAAGAAGCUCAAGAAAGUAGGUAAGGUGGACAUCAUAUCAGUCGGGCCCGCAAAGGAGCCCGAGAAGGAGAAGAAGAAAGAGGAGGAAAAGAAAGAGGAGAAGAAGGAAGAGAAGAAGGAAGAAAAGAAAGAGGAGAAGAAGGAAGAACCGAAGGAAGAGAAGAAAUAAUCUAACUUUUUUUAUAAAACUUAUUUUUAUAGUAUAUGUUUUUGUUCUAUAGAUCAAAUAAAUUCCUUAAAAAAAACUGAUGAAAAUGAAACUCAGAAUGGAGUUUUGAGCAGAUCUGCAAUGGCGGUUUAGAUCGAAGAUUCUUGUGUAUGAACAUGAUCUAGUUAGCUUCAUUUGCAAGCAUUGAACUGUCUUGGUACCUUUCAUAUCUUUGAAUUAUUAUUAUUUAUUUUCUGUUUUUCA
Molecule: messenger RNA, 723 nt
Organism: Helianthus annuus (common sunflower)
Lineage: Eukaryota; Viridiplantae; Streptophyta; Magnoliopsida; Asterales; Asteraceae
Product: heavy metal-associated isoprenylated plant protein 39
Exons: 3
Coding region: 148-480 (110 amino acids)
Molecular function (GO): metal ion binding
Source: RefSeq, a predicted model, not a curated record